Messenger RNA from Aureobasidium vineae, 1848 nucleotides. NCBI's taxonomy places the organism in Eukaryota, Fungi, Ascomycota, Dothideomycetes, Dothideales, Saccotheciaceae. The record is from the annotation of a GenBank genome assembly.
AUGGCAGCCGUAGCUGUCAAUGGCGGCGCUGGCGCAAAGAAGCUCAGCAAGAACGCCUUCCGCAGACAACAGAAGAAGGCGCAAAAGGACCGUUCGGUAGGCCUUCUCUUCGGUCGCCUUGCUUUAAACUCAACUAACAAUGACAUGGUACAGGCUUCCGUCACUCCCUCCGUCGCCGAGUCUACCGACCUGUCCGAAGCAGAAACCCCCAAGCCAGAGACUGGCCGCCAACCUGACGCUCAGAUCAACACUCGCGAUGACCCUAUGCAAAACAACGACCUCCCCAACGACGACUUUACCAUUCCCGAAGACGACCCUCUAUAUGCCGAAUUCCAGAAUGUCCUAUUAAAGUUCAACAACAGCGACAAAUCGCAAACAAAAGAAGAGGAAAAGCCCGAGAUUUACUACGACGACGACAAUGACGAUAUUCCUGAUGAGGAGGAUGAGAACCAGCCGAAACUGUCCAAGAAGGCGCGAAAGGCUGCUAGCAAACUGACCAUUGCUGAGCUUAAGCGUUUGGUGCGUAAGCCUGAGCUGGUCGAGUGGACAGACAUCGACGCCUCAGACCCGCUCUUGCUUGUGCGCAUCAAGUCGCAGCGCAAUGUUGUUCCCGUGCCAUCACACUGGGCCCUCAAGCGUGAAUAUCUUUCUUCCAAGCGUGGUAUUGAGAAGACGCACUUCAACUUGCCCAAGUUCAUCGCCGAUACUGGUAUCGCUGAGAUGCGCGACGCCGUGCUCGAGAAGCAGGCCGAGGCAACCCUGAAACAGAAGCAGCGCGAGAGAGUACAAGGAAAGCUCGGAAAACUCGACAUCGACUACCAGAAGCUUUACGAAGCCUUCUUCCGCCACCAAACAAAGCCCCCGCUUACUCGCUAUGGUGAGGUCUACUAUGAGGGUAAGGAAUACGAGACUAACCUCCGUCAUUUACGACCUGGCGAGUUGAGCGAUGAGCUGAGAGAAGCUCUCAACAUGCCACCUGGUGCUCCUCCGCCAUGGCUCAUUAACCAGCAACGUUUUGGUCCCCCUCCUUCAUACCCUGGCCUCAAGGUUCCUGGUUUGAACGCUCCUCCGCCACCAGGCGCAUCAUGGGGUUUCCAUCCUGGUGGUUACGGCAAGCCUCCCGUCGACGAAUACACGAACCGACCCUUGUUUGGUGGCGAUAUCUUCGGUGUUAACAACGCAGAGGAUGAAGAAGCACCAACCGGAGCACCCGUGGAGAAGACACUGUGGGGUGAACUUCAAGAGCGCGAGGAGGAAGAGGAAGAAGAGGAGGAGGAUGAGGACGAGGAAGAGGAAGAUGGCGACGAAGCUAUGGACGAGGAGGACAUUGGUGCAGGACUCGAAACACCGAGCGGAUUAGCUUCUGCUGUUCCUACCGAAAUCGGUAUCGAGAGCGUUGGAGGCGAUUUCGAACUACGCAAGAACGCAAGAGCUCCCGAACCCGAAGACAAUGGCGCUCCCCGAUCAGCGUACCAGGUCCUUCCGGAACAGAAUAUCCGCGCCCAAGGUUUCUUUGGAGGCGAGAGAGCAUACGACUUGCGGGCGGCGCAGCAAAAUCUUCCUGUGCUCGGACAAGAAAACAGAGGCAGCAAACGCAAGGUCGGCGACAUCGAUGUCAGCGUAGACGUCGACGCGCUUGAAAGAGAUGAUCGCUUGAGCAAGGACGAGAUCGCCAGACAGUUCGAGGCUCAAAGACAGGCACAGGCUGAGGGACAGUGGAAGGGAAGAGUGGAUCAGGAAGAUUUGAGCCAGAUGAUUGCCGAGGAGAGCAACAAGAGGUUGAAACAAGACAAGGAGAGGAACGAGCGCAGAAGAGGAGGCGGCGACAGCAGGAGCAGCAGGAGAUGA